AUGCUGCCCCGUCAAUUUGAGUCGCGGGCUGCCCCGCCGGGUAGUCGCGCUGCCGCCAUCCGUCCAAAAGCUACCGGUUACCGCCGGUCACAGGGGAAUCCCUGUCUUGAUUUCUUCUUCCAUGUCAUCCCCGACACGCUGUCCGAGACCCUGACCGAGCGCCUAAAGUUCGCGUGGGAGCAUGACCCGCUGAAGGCCCUGAAGCUCGUCUCCAACCUCCGUGUGAACACUCCAGUCAUAGAAGAAAAAGAAAAUGUGUGGGAGCUUCUGGGGAAAGCUUUUAGGCUUUUAGUUGUCCUCAAUAUCCACCCUUUCAAGAGAGUGGACCUGGGUUUAGCUACAGUUCUGGCUUUUAGAAGGCUGGCUACAUGGAAGCCUUCUUCAGCCGCUAGCUCCGUGAGCACUCCUUACCUUAAGGAUUGCUCAUCUGGUUCUCCUCUCUUUGGAAGCGUAGUGACACCCUAG
This is a messenger RNA of Striga asiatica, 465 nucleotides long. Lineage: Eukaryota; Viridiplantae; Streptophyta; Magnoliopsida; Lamiales; Orobanchaceae. The record is from the annotation of a GenBank genome assembly.